Hyphopichia burtonii NRRL Y-1933 is the source of this 495-nucleotide messenger RNA. RefSeq names its product Gpx3p (gene GPX3). The record is from RefSeq and is a predicted model, not a curated record. NCBI's taxonomy places the organism in Eukaryota, Fungi, Ascomycota, Pichiomycetes, Serinales, Debaryomycetaceae. The transcript has a single exon. Gene Ontology annotation, biological process: response to oxidative stress. The coding region runs from base 1 to 495 and encodes 164 amino acids. Gene Ontology annotation, molecular function: glutathione peroxidase activity.
AUGACAGACGACACUAUCUACGACAUGACCGUGGAAGAUUGCCAAGGGAAUCAAGUUCCCUUGUCCAAGUAUCGAAACAAGGUUCUACUAAUAGUCAAUGUUGCUAGUUUAUGUGGAUUUACACCCCAAUACAUUGAAUUACAAAAAUUAUACCAGAAAUACCUUGAUAAAGGAUUAAUAAUAUUGGCCUUCCCCUGCAAUCAAUUUGCAAACCAAGAACCACUUAAUGAUGAAGAGACUUCGAGGUUCAUCAGAAAAAAGUUCAAUGUUACCUUCCCAAUAAUGAAAAAAGUUAAUGUCAAUGGAAAAGAAGCUUCUAAAUUAUAUACAUUUAUGAAGAAAAAAUGUAAAACACCAAUUGGUUUUGAAGGAGUACGGUGGAAUUUUGAAAAAUUUCUUAUAAAUAGAAAAGGUUUCGUUGUUAAUAGAUACAUGAGCGAAACUACACCAUUAAGUUUUGAAAAUCAUAUUAUAAAUUUAUUAAAUCAAGACUAA